This is a messenger RNA of Humulus lupulus (European hop), 2071 nucleotides long. Its product is annotated as transcription factor BC1-like. The transcript has 8 exons. The coding region runs from base 150 to 1280 and encodes 376 amino acids. Gene Ontology annotation, biological process: regulation of DNA-templated transcription. Gene Ontology annotation, cellular component: nucleus. Lineage: Eukaryota; Viridiplantae; Streptophyta; Magnoliopsida; Rosales; Cannabaceae. Gene Ontology annotation, molecular function: protein dimerization activity; DNA-binding transcription factor activity. The record is from RefSeq and is a predicted model, not a curated record.
CAUAAGACCCACUUUACUACUCCUAGUUUACAUAUAUUUCUAAAUAUCAUUUCUCUCAAAUUGAAAAAACCCUUUUCUCCUUCAAUCACUUUCUUCAUAAAUAACUCACCAAAUUUUUUUCUUCAAAUCCAAAACUCUCAUCAUCAUUCAUGGCAGCUUUUUCAUACCCUCAUCACUCAAUUCUUCUUGACUCAGUUUAUUUGCCCAAUAACAUGUUUAAGAAUAUGUGUGGAUUGAUGGAUCAAGAGGAAGAAAAUACCACCACCAACAACAACAACACCAACUAUUGCUUCUCCAAUAAUGAUUUUUACUCAUCUGAUCAUCAAAAUCAUCAUGGAAUAUUAGUCCAUGAAAGUAGCUGUGUUGACCAUAGCUCAUCAAAGCAUGGUGCUCUCAGCAGUGAUAAUGAGCCCUCAGUGACCAAAAAACAGAGCACUGAGUCCUCCACUGUUGUGGAUAAGCUUGAAAGUGGUGAGCAAGUCACUCAGAAAGUGACUCCAAUGGAAAAGAAGAGGAAAACAAGAAAUGGGUCCUCCAAUUCUGCUCAAUCAAAGGAUCAUCAUGGAAGUGGUAGAGGAAAAAAGCAAAAAAGUUGUAGUGGUGAUUCUACGAAAGGUAAAGAGGAAAUAAUAAAGAAGGUGAAAACGAAUAAUAACAAAAAUAAUGAUAAUAAGAAAAAAGCUGAAGAUCAAGAUCAAGAACCUCCGACAGGCUACAUUCACGUUAGAGCAAGGAGGGGCCAAGCUACUGAUAGCCACAGCCUUGCAGAAAGGGUUAGAAGGGAGAAAAUCAGUGAGAGGAUGAAGAUGUUGCAAAAGCUUGUUCCUGGCUGUGAAAAGGUAACUGGAAAGGCCCUUAUGUUGGAUGAAAUUAUCAAUUAUGUUCAGUCCCUACAGAAUCAAGUAGAGUUCCUUUCAAUGAAGCUUGCUUCUCUAAAUCCCAUGUUCUAUGACUUUGGAUUGGACCUUGAAGCAUUUCUGGUCAGACCAGAGGGAUUGGACACCAUGGCUUCACAGAUUCCAUCUGUGCCACCAUGCAACCAAUCACAAGCCUUUUCAACUGAUAACACCACCGGCACAGCCACCAACUUUGGCAUCACAGCCAAUAGUAGCUAUCCUCUUAUGGACAACUCAGCUCCUCUUUUGCUACAACAAGGGCACCAGAGGCCUAGUGCCUUCAAUUCUCAUGACAAUGCUGGGACUCUCUUGUGGGAUAUGGAAGAUCACAGACAAAACUUUCUUAGUCCAUCUGAGUUCAGCAACCUGUGUUCUUUCAAUUAAUUAAUAAUACAACAGCACCCCCACAACAAAGCUGCCCUACAAGCAUAGUUGUUGAAAUGAAAUUCCAAAAGCAGCUAGCCAGAAAAGAAAAUCAGAUGAAAAGUUAUAUAAAGUUAUAAUAAGAUUCUGUUUUUGAAGAAAGAAAGAAAGAGAGAGUAUUUAGUUCCAAUAUUAGAGUAAGUAGUGGGGAGAGGAACAUGAAUAAAUUAAAGGGCAGACAUGAAGAAGAAGAGCAUCAAGAGCUAGCUAGCAUCAAUGGAUGAUAUUGAUGAAGAUUGGGAAGAACAUAAAGGACAGAUAUAACCAACCGACCAAAUAAGACCAGAUCUUUUUUAGAUCCCUUGUUCUUGUCUAUCUUGACUCCCCUUUCUCUCAAGUCUUGCCUUGCACAAAUUCCAAGACCCUCCCCUAUAUGUGCAGCUAGCUAGCUAGUAGUGGUGGUUAGAAAUUGAAAAAAAAUAUAUAAAUAUAUAAUGUUGUAUAAUAAUAUUUAUUUAAAAGUAGGAUUGUUAAUAAUAAAUUCCAUAUAUUUAUAUAUAUAUAUAUAUAUUCUUGUAUGGUCACAGUUGUUCUGUUAUUACAGUUAUUUUUACCGUUAUGGUCCAUCAUUACUUUUUCUUCAGUUUAGUAGAGAUGAGAGAGAGAGAGAAAGCAAUGGAGGAGUAAAUGAUUCUGUUUUUUUUUUUCUUUUGUAGUUUGACAUGACUAUCUAUCCACACACAUAUAUAUAUAUAAAUGCAUUGUUGGAAUUUGUUGCCUUUGUAUGAGAAUCUUUUGGACUUUGGUGUGUU